This is a messenger RNA of Morus notabilis, 936 nucleotides long. RefSeq names its product cyclic pyranopterin monophosphate synthase, mitochondrial. The transcript has 3 exons. Lineage: Eukaryota; Viridiplantae; Streptophyta; Magnoliopsida; Rosales; Moraceae. Gene Ontology annotation, biological process: Mo-molybdopterin cofactor biosynthetic process. The coding region runs from base 96 to 797 and encodes 233 amino acids. The record is from RefSeq and is a predicted model, not a curated record.
UUGCAAUACUCUACCAGUAUGUCCGCCUCUCUUAUCCCAAGUCAAUCUUUCUGUCUGCUGCCCAGUGCCCAGGAGUUCAAGGAUAAACUUGUGUUAUGUCUAUCAUGCUUCUUCGGCGGCUAUCAGUUGCAUUUCCUCACUCAAGAAGGUUUCUUAGCAGUAACAGCAGCCAUGAUCUCUCAAGUGCUAUAAUGGAACUCAAUACGGAAAUGGAAUCGGUAUUUGGUGAACCUCCUUCGAAUUAUCUUGCCAGUUCAGAAAGUAACAAUUACACAGCUCAAGAACCACCCAACACUCCUCAAAAAGGAGGAGAAACCGCAAUUGGUCUAACCCAUGUAGGGAGUACAGGGACAGCGCAAAUGGUGGAUGUUUCUUUUAAAGGAAGUAGCAAGAGAACUGCCAUUGCUAGUUGCAAGGUGAUCCUUGGCAAGAAGGUGUAUGAUUUGGUAUUAGCCAACCAGAUUGCCAAGGGCGAUGUCCUCAGCAUGGCGAAAAUUGCAGGCAUAAGUGGAGCAAAGCACACCAGCACUCUCAUUCCACUAUGUCACAACAUAACUCUGAGCCAUGUUCGCGUCGAUCUGACACUGAAUCCCGAGGAUUGGAGCGUGGACAUUGAAGGGGAAGCGGCAUCAACCGGGAAAACUGGGGUUGAAAUGGAAGCCCUGACGGCUGUGAGCGUGGCUGGCCUAACAGUGUAUGAUAUGUGCAAGGCUGCUUCAAAGGAUAUCCGGAUUACGGAUGUACGUCUAGAGUGCAAAACUGGUGGGAAGAGUGGGGACUGGUCUAGACAAGCAUAGUAGAGAUUUUGUUGUAUUUGAGAUUCCCUUCUUCAUUUUUAAAUGAAUUGUUUCGCUUUUGGAAUUCUAAUGUGUAUUGAUCAUUGCAUACCUUAUUCUGAUAAGAGUAGUUCUGUUUUGAAUUCCUAGACAAGCAUGU